AUGAAAACUUUUAUGAUUAUUGCAUUCGUCUUGUUGCAGACGCUUUUUGCCUCUGCUCAAGAACUUCCACCAACAAAGCUUGAUUUCCAUACCGUUAAGGUCCCUAAGUAUGGGUUAUGGUUCAAAUGCAAUACAAUGCCAAACGAAUAUGUUAGUUACGCCAUAAAAUUAGCUACUACAUACGCACAAGUAGAUCCAAUAGAUUAUGGUGGCAAAUAUAAGUAUUUUACGGAUCCUCAAGUUGGAAAUAGUUUUUACGGAAAAUAUGGAAAAGGAUUUAUUUCUAGGGUCUCUAACGGAACUGCUUAUACUAUCGCAUCGCAAUGUGGAGACACCGGCCCUAAUGAUGAAUUUUUAGGUGUAUCAUAUUCUUGCGGGAAAGAAGCACCACCGAUGAUUCUUGAAACGUGGUGUUUAUAUAUUUAUAACCCAUUUUCCAACGACCAAAAGUUUGAUGUCGUUCUUUCUUUUACUGAAAGUGUAUUUGUAAAUGCUCCAAAUCGAAAAGAAUCCUCAACUAUAGUUAAUGAAGUUAGACCGAUAAAUCACAAAUAA
Messenger RNA from Funneliformis mosseae, 555 nucleotides. The record is from the annotation of a GenBank genome assembly. Lineage: Eukaryota; Fungi; Glomeromycota; Glomeromycetes; Glomerales; Glomeraceae.